AUGGAGCUGGAACUGGUCCAGGGCAUGGAGCUGGGAGUGCUGCUAGGAGCUGGGCGUGGUGCUGGGAGAGGAGCUCGGGGUGGUGCUGGGAGAGGUGGUAGGCGAGGUGCCGGGAGAGGUGCUGGGAGAGGUGCUGGGAGAGGUGCUGGGAGAGGUGCAGGGAGAGGUGCUGCUGUGAGUGGUGCUGGGAGUGGUGCUGUUGAGUCAGGUGCCGGGCGUGGUGCUACUGAGAGUGGUGCUGCUGGGCAUGGUGCUGGGAGUGGCCCUGCUGGGCAUGGUCCUGGGAGUGGUACUGCUGGGCAGUGUGCUGGGAGUGGUGCUGCUGGCCAGUGUGGUGGGAGUGGUGCUGCUGGGACUGGUGCUGCUGGGCAGUGUGGUGGGAGUGGUGCUGCUGGGAGUGGUGCCGCAGGAAGUGGUUAG
This is a messenger RNA of Closterium sp. Naga37s-1, 420 nucleotides long. Lineage: Eukaryota; Viridiplantae; Streptophyta; Zygnematophyceae; Desmidiales; Closteriaceae. The record is from the annotation of a GenBank genome assembly.